AUGGGUAUCGAUAUUAGGAAGCACCAUAUACGAAACAGUCACAGGGAAGAACCCAAGAGUCAAGAUGUUUAUCUUCGAUUAUUGGUCAAGUUGUAUCGAUUCUUGGCUCGAAGAACACCAUCCAAAUUCAACAAGGUCAUCCUAAAACGUCUCUUCAUGUCUCGAGUCAACAAACCACCACUAUCCUUGUCUCGUCUCGCAGAAUUCGCUGAAGGAAAAACAAACAAAAUCUGUGUACUAGUAGGAACCGUAACAAAUGACGAACGAAUGUUGACGAUUCCCAAAUUGACCGUAUGUGCUCUACGAGUCACUACCACUGCUCGUGCCCGUAUCAUAAAGGCUGGUGGUGAAGUAUUGACCUUUGACCAGUUGGCAUUAAGAUCGCCAUUGGGAAAGGGAACUCUCUUGUUACGUGGUCCAAAGAACGCUCGUGAAGCCGUAAGGCACUUUGGCGCUGCUGGCAAACCUGGAUCUUCCGUCAAGCCUUUCGUCCGCUCUAAGGGACGCAAAUUCGAAAAGGCACGUGGAAGACGUGCAAGUCGUGGAUUUAAGGUCUAG
Synchytrium microbalum is the source of this 558-nucleotide messenger RNA. RefSeq lists its product as uncharacterized. The record is from RefSeq and is a predicted model, not a curated record. Lineage: Eukaryota; Fungi; Chytridiomycota; Chytridiomycetes; Synchytriales; Synchytriaceae. Gene Ontology annotation, biological process: translation. Gene Ontology annotation, cellular component: ribosome; cytosolic large ribosomal subunit. Bases 1 to 558 code for a protein of 185 amino acids. Gene Ontology annotation, molecular function: structural constituent of ribosome; RNA binding. The transcript has 4 exons.